AUUCAUGCGCCAGAGGACUAUCUAUCCACCACACACGUCGCGUUACAGUUGGCCAUGGCUCCGAGCCCCAUUUAAAAAUCCCGGCAACAGGGCCCUCCGAUCUCCUGUCUCCGCCCUGAGGAGAAGGGGCAGCAUGUAUGCGCUUCACGAGAAGAGAGUGAAUCUCGCUCCGAGCCCGGCAGCCGUGGAGGAGGAGGGGCAGGAGGUCCAUGUAUGAAGCUCGCGGGGUAUAAGAAUCUGGAGCCAAGGCCGGGGUCGAUUGUUUGCAGUCCGGAGUUGAGAGACUAGCUCGCUAGUUCUUCGGUUAUUAUUUGGUUUGAGUUUGGUGCCAGAUCGUGACGGUCCUGCACCUCGUCUCGUCGUGACAUCCGAUUGAUCGAUCGGUUUUCAUCGCAGCCGGCAUUAGAGUGUAAUUAAGAGAAAACGAAAAGGUUUGCCCGAUCCAAACCACUCAAGAAUCAAAAUCAGAACCCUGCAGAAGAAGAAGAAGGCCGCUGCGCUCAGCGACUGGCAUGUACAAAUUGGACUUCUCAGGAUAAACACAGUGGCCCCCUUCUCGUCGUCUUUCAUCUCUGUCCACCUUUCCCGCCCCCCCCUCUUUCUCUCUCUCUGCAAGCGCUGACAUCGCACGGUUCGCUUUCGAGUGCGACAAUCUCUCGACGACACGGUACUGCAUUCCCAGGUUCGUCGGUCCAGUCGCCUGUCCGUGAUGAGUUUCGGAGAUCGGAGCAGCAGCAGCAGCAGCAGAAGACAGCAGCCUGUCGACUCACUGUCACUCUCACCCCCGUUGCGGUUCCGGAGCUCCAUGCCAACUUUGAAUCCUCUCUACUAGCUCCAGGUGUUCCAAAUUCGAUCUCUUCCCCGGGGUGUUCUUUGGGAGCUGAUUUCCCUCGACCUUCUUGAAGCUCCCGUCUCGUGUUCUCGAGUCGGUAUCGGGGACCAGCAGCCAUGGCUUCCCAUGGCGAGCCAGUGGACAUCUUUCCCAGUGGACUGCUCCACGUGAACUUGUACUAUGCCCGAGAUAUCAAGCCCCGAGAUGCCAUCAGACCAGGAAGGGCUGAUCCGUAUGCGAUCAUCAGUUUUGAUGGCCGAGAAGCACCUCGGAGCCGAACGAUGCAAGAUGCCGGGUCCUCUCCCGAGUGGAACCAACAUUUCACCUUUCCCAUUCGACGACUACCUGGAGAUCAGCCGCAUCUGGAGAAGUCGAACAGCAUCAGGUCCGAUAGCAGCAGGGGCUUCAAGAAGUUGUUCAGCAGCAAGACUUCAGAUAAGAACAAGGACUAUGACUCCAUCAAUACUCUAGAAGUGAAAAUCUACGAUAGGAACAAUUUCAGGCAGGACUUCGACAUGGGAAAAGUCAGGAUUCCCAACUUGGCGAGACUUGUCAGUGGCACGCCUCACUGGAUGGUGGAGAAGAAGGACUUUCCAGUUUUUGAGGAGCUGAAAGGGGGAGAAUUGCAACAGAGGGGCUUGGUUUCGAUGUCGAUCGCUUUUCAAAUCAUGGACGAGCGCGAGUUCGCCAUGGGAUGGUUCCCAGAGCCCACGGUGGACGACAAUCUGCAAGAGUACACGCCAGUUCUUUUCCAACAAACUCCCCCCCAGAUGAUGACAACGGACGAUGAGCUCGAGCCGAAACACAAAAGUACACCCGAUGCGCAGGAGAUCGAGAACCUCUCGGUGGAGGUUUCGAAUCUGAGUCACUCACUGGCCAUGGCGCAGCAGAUGGCAAGGGAAGCCAAAAUGUCUGCGGACUCUCUGGCCUCCCAACUGGCGGAGGCCAAGAAGUCGUACUCGGAAUUGGAGACCAAGGCACAAGGUGAUGCUGCGCAGGCCAAAAGCGCAGCCGACGCACUGCGCUCGCAGCUGGACGGAGCGAAGCAGGAGAAGCAGCAGGCGGAGGCUCGAUCACAGGACCUGCUGUCGAAAGCCAAAGACGCAGCCGAAAAACUGGAGUCUCAGCUGGCUGUCUCGUCGCAGGAGAAGCACCAGCUCGAGAGCAAGUUGCAGGCUGCCGUGAACGGCACAGCCGAGCUCGAGAAGCGAAACCAGGAGCUGAGGGCCAAAGUGGCGAGCUUGGAUAGCCAAACGAGCGACCUGAACGCCAAGCUCCUGGCAUCUGAGGCAACCAUCGCCGAGUUGCGCAAAGAGCUCGCAGCUGCUGUGGACAAGCAUCAGAUUGUAGAUCGGGACUUCCAUGUGGAGAAAGAAACUCAUUCCGGUCUCAGGAGUGCCCACUCGACUCUGCAGCAGACGAAAGAGAAGAUCGAGAAGGAACUGUCCGAGGCGAAGAAUGCGAUCCAGGAGCUCAAUGUGUUCAAAAGCACGGCUCAGGAGGAGAAGGCCACUCUGGGCAGUAAACUCGCUUCCCUCGAGAGCAUCAGGGCCGAUCUGGAAGGGAAGGGGGCCAAAUUGGAGAAGGAUCUGGCUUCUGCAUCGGAGCUUUCCAAGAAGUCGGAGCAGGAGAAGGCAGACCUGCUGGCGGAAAUCCGCACCGUCUCAAGCAAGGCUUCGGGUCUCGAGAGUGACAUUGCCGAGCUCAGGAGCAAAGUCGCUGGCCUGGAGACAGACAAAGCCCGUUUGGAAGAAACCAGGGCAAAGCUCGAGACCGAUCUGGCUGCCGCCUCCGAGAGCUCGAGGAAAUUGGACGAGGAGAAGUCUGCACUGACGGCAGAACUCCAAAGCCUCCAAGGCAAGCACUCGAGCCUGCAAACGGACAAAGCCAGUGUCGAAGAAGCGAAGACGAAGUUGGAAGCAGAUUUAGCUUCUGCAACUGAGAGCUACAAGAAACUGGAUGAGGAGAAAUCGAAACUGCAGUCAGAACUCGAUGGUCUAGCGAGCAGGUACUCUGAUCUGGACGGUGAGAACAUCGAGCUCAAGGAGAAGAUCGAGAGUGUAGAGACAGAAAAGUCUCAUCUCAAAAAGCAGGGGCUCAAGUUGGAGCAAGGUCUGGCUAUCGCCCUGGCGCGGUCCAAGGAAUCCGACCAGGAGAAGGAGGAACUGCAUACCGAAUUGAAGACCAUCGGAAGCAGGGUCGUCAGUCUAGAGGGCGAGAACACAGAGCUCAAGGACAAACUCGCUCGACUGCAGGCAGAGAAGAAGGACUUGGAAGACGCCGGGUCCAAAUUAGAGCAAGAGGUGGCCGAUUGGACGGACCGCACGGAGAAACUAGAUAGGGAGAAGGCGGAGCUGGAGAGGAAGCUUGAAGCUUUGGGAACCAGGGGAUCGGCUUUGCACGCGGAGAAUGUCCAGCUCAACGACAAACUCUCCAGCCUCCAGGCUGAACGAAACAAGCUGGAAGGGGAGAAGUCGAAGUUGGUGGAAUCUCUGGCAGCUGCAUCCGAGCGCUCAGGGAAAUUGGAUCAGGACAAAGCGGAUUUGCAAUCCGAUAUUGAAACUCUCCAGAGCAAGUUAUCUGCUGUGGAGGGCGAGAACACGCACCUCAAGGAGAAAAUCUCUAGCUUGCAGUCGGACAGGAACAAGCUGGAGGAGGAGUUCACCGAAUUGGAACAGUCUCUGGCAGUGGCCACUCAGCGCUCAGGGUCACUGGACAAGGAGAAGUCGGAGCUCAGCGCCAAACUCGAAACUCAUGGCUCACGAGUGACACUUCUCCAGGGCGAGAACAUUCAGCUCCAAGACAAACUUGCCAGUCUGCAAGAAGCACGCAACAAGUUGGAGGAGGAGAGCUCCAAACUGGAGCAAUCGCUCGCCAGUGCUGCCGAUCGCGUCAGGGCUUUGGAUGAUCAAAACUCGGACCUCAGCUCAAAGGUCGAAGGUCUUGAGAAUUCUUUGUCCAGCUUCAAGGAUGAGAACGCUCAGCUCAAAAGCAAGUUGGCCAGCCUCCAGGCGGAAAGGAACGAAUUGGAGGAGGAGUUGAAGACAUCUGUGGCCAGCUCCUCGGAGUUCUCGGCCAAGCUGCACAAGGAGAACUCGGAUUUGUUCACCAAGCUCGAGUCGCUGGGUAACAUGGUUCAGGAUCUCGAGAGCGAGAACUCUAAGCUCAAGGAUUCGGUAUCCAGCUUGGAGAAAGAGACGGCCACCCUGAAGAAGGAGGACGCGAAGUUGGAGCAUGCUCUGUCUGUGCAGUCUGAGCGCACGGGCAAGCUGGACCAGGAGAAGGCCGAGCUCAGUGCGAAGCUCGCAUCUGAGAAGAAUCAGGCCGCCUCUCUGAAGACAGGGCUCAAUUGGCAAAAGAUGGCCAAGGCCGCCGGUCUCGAAAGCAAAGUAUCCCGCUUGGAGCUCGAGUUGCAAGGAGCGAAAAGCUCGGCACAGGACGCCACUCGCAAGCUCCAGAAGGAGAUCGAAACAUCUGCUUCUCUGAAGCUCGAAGUCUCCGAGCUGCAGACCAAACGAGCAUCCCUCGAGAAAGAUCUCGCCGCAGCAAAAUCUCGCAUCAACGAGCUGCAGUCGUCGGUGAAAAGCUCACAGGCCCAAAUCGAGGCCCUGAACAAGGACAAGACCAAGUUGACCGAGGCCAAGGCUGUGACCGAGAAGGAGCUCGGCACCGGCAAGGCUCGCAUCGUCGAGCUGCAAAUUUCAGUCCAGAAGGCUGAAACGAGAAUCUCCGACCUGACUGGAGAGAAGAGCAGGCUCACCGAGGCCAAGGUCUCGACUGAGGAAGAGCUCCAGAAGGCUCAGUCUCGCAUUCAGGAACUGCAGAAAUCUCUGAAGAUCUCGCAGUCCCAACUGGCCGAGCUGACGACAGAGAAGACGAGGCUGGCUGAGGGGAAAUCGGCUACCGAGGCAGAGCUGGGAGCAGCCAGGACUCGAGUCCUGGAGCUGCAAAAGUCCAUCAGCAGCACUCAAGCUCAAGUGGCAGAGCUGACGAGCGAGAAGGCGAGGCUGACGGACACCAAGUCCCAAGUCGAUGCGGAGCUCGGAAAGGCGAGGUCCCGCAUGGUGGAGCUCGAGGGAUCCAUCAAGAGGGCUGAGUCCCAGGUGGAAGAUCUGCUGGGCGAGAAGAAGAGGCUGACCGAGGCCAAAUCUGCGACCGAGGCAGAGCUGACGGCGGUGAAGGCUCGCACGGGCGACCUGCAAAGGUCCAUCAAAGCCACGGAGUCGAAGUAUGCGGAUCUGAUGGGCGAGAAGACGAGGCUGGAGUCCACCAAGUCCUCGACGGAGAAAGAGCUGGAGAAGGUCACCUCGAGCUCCAAUGAAGCUCUCAAGAAGUUGGAGCAGCAGCUCCUUGCGGUUCAGGAGAGAGCGAAGGAGCUGGAGCAGAGCUUGGCGAUGGAGAAGUCAAAGUCUGCGGCCCAUUCCGGGCCGAGCUCCAGUGACAGGGGGGUGGCCCAAGGCCACGGGCAUGGACUUUUGCAGGUCUCGUCACGCGUAGAAAAUCCUCCUGUUUCUCGGAUGCCACAGGGUCCGAAUCAUACAGACAGUGGCAGCUGGUGGGAGAGUUGCUGUUGUUGUCUUGCGUUCCUCUUCCCUCAUCGAGAUAGGCAUGAAGCGCAGCCGCUUCUUCCAGGGCCACAUCGCUCAGGACACUGAGAUUUGGUAAUCUUGGAUUAUUUUGCGAGGAAUUCCAGGUAAGUACGAGGAGAAAUUCCCCGAGUUGUACAUACUGGCCGCAUACAUUUUACGAAGCCCUGGAUGCUACUGAAUAAAAACUCAAGCGGAUGAACCACCGUCUGGUGAGGCUUCCUCGAUUUGUAUUACAACGAGCAGGUGAAUAAGCUACUUUCACUAAAUCGGUCCUACGCAUGAACAACAGGGGCAUCUCUUGUCUUUGACAUGGUAGCAGUCAAACGAUAUAUUAGCUAUCCACGUCUUCCUUUACCGUGUGUGAGUCACCACCUGUCACUUUCCACUUUUGAGACAUUUCUAACUCCGUAUUCUAGCACUCUACAAAUAUGUUUGGAGAAAUUUUCCUCCUUUCACAGCCGGCUUUCUCGUUUUGAUCCAGCUAUGUUUUGAAAACUCCUGCAACUGUCGUUAGCUCUCAACUACGGAACUAGAGUAUGGAGUAGACGGUCACGAUUAUCUCUUGCCCAAAACGAAAACUCACUGGCAGCUACGUUGUGCUCUCAUGUACAUAGAUUGUAAAAUAGAGCACACAAGACACCAUUUUGCGUUGCAUCUGCCCAGAACUUCUAGUUUACACUGUACAGAUUAGAACUUUGAACUCUGUCUUACAGAAAGUAUUUUUUAAUCGACUCUCAAUUUCGGCACUGAUC
Molecule: messenger RNA, 6173 nt
Organism: Marchantia polymorpha subsp. ruderalis
Lineage: Eukaryota; Viridiplantae; Streptophyta; Marchantiopsida; Marchantiales; Marchantiaceae
Source: the annotation of a GenBank genome assembly